UAUGAGGCGUAAAAUAACAGAAGAAGAAGCUCUGCUGUGUGUGAUUGGUUGUUUCGGCAGCAUGGCGUUUGAAUGGGAACGGAACAGGAAGCUAACUGAAAGUUAGUUAGCUAGCUGACUAGCCCGGAGGAAGCUAACUCUCGCGUCGUUAUAAAACAUUUAAGCAACUAAAUGACGAUAGUCAGCAUUGCAUAUUUUUAAACCGGCUGAUGACAUGGUGUUUUAAAUCUGACCGACAUUACGGGCAUGACCUUGUAAUAAACAUCUGUCCGAAGCGGAAUCAGUCUGAUGAGGGGGCGCCUACAGCUGGCAGGAUGCAGCAGAAAAGGAACAUCCAGAUCAUCGAAUGGGAGGACCUCGACAAAAGGAAGUUCUACUCUUUCGGGGUGUUCAUGACCUUGACCAUCCGGGCCACCGUCUACCCGGCCACACUCAUCCGCACUCUGCUGCAGGUGCAGAGGGGCAAAUCACUCUACAGCGGCACCUUUGACGCCUUCUUCAAGAUUCUGCGGGCGGAGGGCGUUCAAGGCCUUUAUCGCGGCUUUAUGGUCAACACCUUCACGCUCAUCUCAGGCCAGGCUUACAUAACCACCUACGAGCUGGUGAGGAAGUAUGUCUCCCAGUAUUCUGAGGACAAUACAGUCAAGUCACUGGUGGCGGGCGGCUCGGCCUCCCUGGUUGCUCAGAGCAUCACUGUACCUAUAGAUGUUGUCUCUCAGCAGCUGAUGAUGCAGGGCCAAGGGGAGCACCUCACCCGCUUUCGACUCAAUUCUAACACAGAGACUGGAAAGUCCAAAAAAGUGUUCGGCCAAACCAGGAACAUUAUGGCUCAGAUUUUUGCUGCUGAUGGUUUCCGGGGCUUUUACAGAGGAUAUGUGGCUUCUUUACUCACUUAUAUCCCAAACAGUGCUGUCUGGUGGCCUUUCUAUCAUUUUUAUGCUGAGCAACUCUCUAAACUGGCUCCCAGUGACUGCCCUCAUCUGAUUCUACAAGCCAUGGCCGGACCUCUAGCUGCUGCUACUGCCUCAACUGUCACCAACCCAAUGGAUGUGGUCAGAGCCAGAGUACAGGUUGAAGGGAGGACUUCAGUCAUGGAGACGUUCAGGCAGCUGAUCAAAGAGGAGGGCUUCUGGGGAUUGACCAAAGGACUCUCUGCACGCAUCAUUUCAUCCACACCCACUGCCAUCGUCAUGGUGGUCGGCUAUGAGACACUAAAAAAACUGAGUUUGCGACCGGAGCUCGUGGACUCAAGGCACUGGUAGAAGAUACCUGGACAGACUAGAAUAUAUGGACCAUGUACCAUUUUAGCCCUCAGAUUAAACUUCCUGUGAAAGCAUUGGAUGAAAGAAAGGUUUGUUUUUAAAUAAUAACUUGGGGGAACAAAAUUGAUUUAGGCCACUUUAAACACACAGCACCUGUGUAUAAGACAUUGAACAUGUAUGGGUUUAUACCAACAUAUAUUAGUUGCAGAUUAGAUACCUGACCAUCAACAUUCACACCAGACUCAGACUCACAGUCUGUCUGUGUUGCUGCUUAACAGGGUUGUUGCUUUUUAGUGCAAUUGAAAGUAGUGAAUGCAAUAUUGUUUUAACACUGGAAGAUGCAGACAAAUUGAUGCAACCUUAUAGGAUUUGUUUUCUUUAUUUGGUCAACAAAGGAAAAAGUUUAUGUAUCAACACACGCUCUAUAGUCAUGUUCAAGCAUCUUUCAUUGGAGAAAAGUGGAAUUGUUGCUGACAGACAAGCCAAGCAGUGUUGGGCCCACAUAAAAACCUGGUUUUGAUCAGGGUUCGGAGAAAAGUCGUAUAACUCAUAAUGACGCAUUCACAUCAGCAUUGUUGGUUUCCUUACACUCGCCAAACUGGCUUCUAUGUCUGUUUCUGCGGUUCCUUUCUUUUGGCCUUUUUAAAUUGCUGCCUUCACAGUGUGAUCAAGACAAAGAAUCUGCUUUUUGUUUUUAAUUGCUGAAUGUGUGUGAGAAGAAAAUCUGUGUAUCAUGGCAGCCUCUGUGUUGUAGGUAGUUAUUUGUCCUGUACUGUACAAACGGAGUCAAAAGAAAUGACUUGACAAAUUCCAUGCAAAACAGUAUACAUUCAGUACAAUAUUUUAUCAACAUUUUUGUAGCAUACUAGUAUGCUGUCUGUCUGACAAUGCAGAAAAUAUUGCAGUGAUCAAGCUGGUUAAUAAGUGGCUGAUUCGGUGUACUGGUAACUACCAUGAAGAAGAGCAGAAGAAGUAUUUCUGUUGUGCAGAGCUGCCAGUUAAAACCUGUCAGGCAAGUAAGCGGAAAUAAUGCUGUUUCCCUAUUGUGACAGUAAAUGUUUGAGUGCAAUAAUGUAAAUGUUUUAUCCUUUUCAGCACAAAAUGUGACUGUAUAUUUCUUGUAAAUUGUGUGGAUAACAUGUUUUAAAGGAAUGCAUUAUACCUAAUUUAUUUUAUUGAAGUUUUUGGGAUUAUGACCACAGAAGUGUCCAAACCUCAAAAUUUCACAUUAUGUUUGUAGUUCAUUCGUUUAAGAUGAAUCACUUUGAGUAUUGUGGCUCAUGCCGUUUGUUGCUUUUUUAACUUUUUUCCCCCCAGAUGGCUUUUUAGGUGAUUCUUUUCAAAAUAAAAUGUAAUUAAGUUUGACAUCAGAUGUGGUCAGUUUGUAGAACUGAUCAUAUUCUUUAAAAAAUUAGAUGAAUGUGACAUUAGAUGUUGUCACUGCAGGUAUUUUCAUUAUAGAGGAGAAUGGUAAUUGGCUGUUUUAGAUUGAUUGAAGGCAAAUUCCUAAAUCUGAGAGUUUGUUUAAAUGAAGCCAUAACGUCCCACAAUGUUUUCUGAAGCUGUAUAUAAAUUUGCUCAGGACAUGCCAAGAUGUGUUAUAAACAUUUAAUGGAUACCUGAUGAACUCUGCAGUACCUUGUAGAUUGACUUGUAUUAGUUUCUCAAACACAUUUUCAUGAAGUGAUCCAUUUGUACUUCUUCAGGGCAAUUGUCUUCAUCUUUUCAAAGCAUGUUUUACUAAAACCUGCAAGCUAUGUGGGAGAAAAAGGAAUCGAUGCAAACUUCUGUAAUAAGAUUGACUUCAGUUUGGAAUUGAAUUAUUAAUUUUCAUUUUCUUCGCACUGUUUUCAGUAACUAUAAAAGUGUGAUUAUGUUGUCAGUGAGAAACAGAUUAGUCCUGUGUUGUAAAUCGGAACGCAACUGUCAUGUACAGAACACAUUUCACGUCAUGCGUUGUCUCAGUGUGUCUUGUUUCAUCUAUUUGGUCAAUAAAACAUCACGGCUGCAUAACAAAA
This is a messenger RNA of Siniperca chuatsi (mandarin fish), 3280 nucleotides long. It is a transcript of the gene slc25a44b, whose product is annotated as solute carrier family 25 member 44b. Gene Ontology annotation, molecular function: branched-chain amino acid transmembrane transporter activity. NCBI's taxonomy places the organism in Eukaryota, Metazoa, Chordata, Actinopteri, Centrarchiformes, Sinipercidae. Bases 210 to 1262 code for a protein of 350 amino acids. The transcript has 4 exons. Gene Ontology annotation, biological process: transmembrane transport; branched-chain amino acid catabolic process. The record is from RefSeq and is a predicted model, not a curated record. Gene Ontology annotation, cellular component: mitochondrion.